UUAUGUUGAAACACCUUCAUGUGGUUUGUUGAUGGUGACCUUCAUUCGAGACCAUGAAUUUUGCUGUUAUUUCAGCACAUUUAUGAAUUUUUUGUAAUCAGUUUUGGUCCUUGCAUGUGUUGUGAUAAUGGCUUUAAUUUACCAACCUUGUAAGAGCUUAUUUAGAUGUCUUCAUAGAGUUACUUUUAGGUGCUUGCAAGCAACAUCCGCGUUUCACAGCUCAGCUGCUCAGUCAAACUCCAACAGGACAUGCGUGGUCCGCUUCGGCAGGCAGAAGUAUGAGAGGCUGUAUCCAGUUCUGCUUGUUCGACCUGACGGGUCUACCAUCAACAUCAGAUAUAAAGAGCCCACAAGAAUAAAGAUGAUGCCAGUGGAUUUCAACAGCCUCUCUGAGGAGGAGAGGAAAGCCAGGCUGAAGAAAAGAGAGCCAAAGAGGGGUGCAGUCAAACAGAAACUGGAGGAGUUUGAGGAUGAUUUCAAAGUGGAUGAUUACAGCAAGUUCUGGAAGAAGAAAUGAAUGGACUGAAAAAUUUGCUUCAUUCUGAGUAUUUAUAUUGUCUCAUGUACACAAUUACAUAUUUGUUUUGUAAGUCACCUUGCCAUUAAAAACGUUGAAAUGUU
Messenger RNA from Triplophysa dalaica, 621 nucleotides. RefSeq names its product mitochondrial ribosomal protein L55 (gene mrpl55). The record is from RefSeq and is a predicted model, not a curated record. Gene Ontology annotation, biological process: translation. Gene Ontology annotation, molecular function: structural constituent of ribosome. Gene Ontology annotation, cellular component: mitochondrial large ribosomal subunit. The transcript has 3 exons. The coding region runs from base 128 to 517 and encodes 129 amino acids. NCBI's taxonomy places the organism in Eukaryota, Metazoa, Chordata, Actinopteri, Cypriniformes, Nemacheilidae.